Molecule: messenger RNA, 3461 nt
Organism: Coffea eugenioides
Lineage: Eukaryota; Viridiplantae; Streptophyta; Magnoliopsida; Gentianales; Rubiaceae
Product: serine/threonine-protein phosphatase 6 regulatory ankyrin repeat subunit A
Exons: 2
Coding region: 1140-3149 (669 amino acids)
Cellular component (GO): plasma membrane
Molecular function (GO): protein phosphatase regulator activity; protein phosphatase 1 binding
Source: RefSeq, a predicted model, not a curated record
AUAUUCGUACGUGCCUCGUAUUGCCUGCCCACCAUUUCCUUAGGCUUAAACCUCCCUCCUCAAUCUCCAUCUCCACUGACCCCCUGCCAACCCCUCAUCGUCCAUUGCUGCUAAAGCUUGCCAUCCCGUUUCAUAAUUGUAACUUGUAAGUAAUUAAUUCAUAAUCCAUCAAUUCCGUUGAUACCACUCUGGUAUUCCUUCUGUAUUUUUACUGUACGCUUUCAACGCUCACAAGAAUUCCUUCUAUUUUUGCGCCAUCCUUUUCUCACAUCUGCUUUUGGUAGUCGAUUAUGUACUGCUAAAAAAGUUUCCCUUUUCCUGGGGAAAAUUUUCCCCCUGCAGUCUAGUCUGGUACUAAUGAUGAAGUCUUUCUUUACUGUCUCUCCCAUAUCGCCCGGUUGAUACUUGAUCCUACUUUAGUAGUACCAGCAGUAGUAAGUAGUAUUAAUUGUGCCACUUUGCUCUAAUCAGCAACUUUAAAGAGACGAGAUCUUUUUUAAUUAUCCAUCCAUGUGAUUGUUCUGUUGUUUUCAACCAACUUUGUCUCCAUUGUAAUGGGCUAUUACUACUGCAGGUAGUCCACCCGUUCCCAAGAUGAAGAUAGUACUACUACCUUUUCGGUUGCAGUGUGUUUACGGUGAACUGUAGUAGUUGCGUAAGCUUUUACAGGCGUCAUGCUUUCUUCUCCUUUAGAGCAAGCAAGCAUGCUUCUUCCCUUUUGACCUUUUUUUUUUCCUCUCUGAACCCUCGUUCUGGCCAUCCCCUGCUUCCUUGCUGUUUCUGUCUACUUUCCGAAUUCUCCCAGUCGUAAUAUUUUCCUUUCCGUUUUCAAGAUUAUUUCUUCUAUUCAUAGACCUUUUGUAUCUAUUCUGUUGGUUAAUUAAUCAUCGUUAUCUCUUCGAUGGGGAAUCCCUGCAUGUAAAAGAGUUACUUAGUUCCAAAAGGUUAAUCUUUUUCUUUGAAGGAUAUUCCUUAGAGGAUCAGGCCCGUCGGGGCUUUUGUAGUUGAAAGUAAGAGAUCUUUUCUGAUCGGUCCUUUUUUUUUUUUUUUCUGGGUUUGGAUUUCCCAAGUCUUGCUUGCGCUCUAUUUUUGUUGGAAAAUUGAAGUUUUGCGAGAGUAUUUUUCUCUUAUCAUUCAUAAUGCCUCCAACUUACCUACCGCUCCGGUGGGAGAGCACGGGGGACCAAUGGUGGUAUGCUUCUCCAAUUGAUUGGGCAGCGGCCAAUGGACAUUAUGACUUGGUCCGAGAGCUUCUUCGUCUUGAUGGCAAUCACCUUAUCACCCUUACUUCCCUUAGAAGAAUUCGCCGUCUUGAGACCGUGUGGGAUGACGAAAAGCAGUUUGAUGAUGUUGCCAGGUGCCGCUCCCUGGUUGCAAAGAAGCUGCUUGUUGAGUGUGAGAGCAAGAAAGGUAAAAAUUCCCUCGUCCGAGCUGGAUAUGGUGGAUGGCUUCUCUACACUGCUUCCUCAGCUGGUGACUUGGGAUUUGUCCGAGAGUUGCUUGACAGAGACCCCCUUUUAGUCUUUGGAGAAGGGGAAUAUGGUGUCACGGAUAUACUGUAUGCUGCUGCCAGGAGCAAGAAUUCCGAUGUUUUCAGGGUUCUUUUUGACUUUGCUGUCUCCCCAAGGUUUCCUUCUAGUAAUGGCAGAGAGUUGGAGGAACCAAUUGCGGAGAUCCCUGCUGCUUAUAAGUUUGAGAUGCUGAAUAGAGCUAUUCACGCUGCUGCUAGAGGAGGGAACUUGACUGUAUUGAAGGAGCUUCUUGGUGAUUGCUCAGAUGUAUUAUCUUACAGAGAUAUUCAAGGUGCCACAAUCCUGCACGCUGCUGCUGGUAGAGGACAGGUUGAGGUAGUCAAAGAUCUUAUUGCUUCCUUUGAUGUAAUCAAUUCUGUGGACAAUCAGGGGAACACAGCAUUGCAUGUGGCUGCUUCCAGGGGCCAACUUGCUGUUGUGGAAUCUUUAAUUCUUGCUACACCCUCCUCCAUCUAUUCCAAAAAUAAUGCUGGAGAAACUUUUCUGCAUGUUGCUGUUACUGGUUUCCAAACUCCAGGUUUUCGCAGAUUGGAUCGGCAGAUUGAGCUUAUGAAGCAACUUGUAUGUGGAAGGAUAUUUGACAUUGAAGAGAUCAUCAAUGCUAAAAAUAAUGAUGGGAGAACUGCUCUUCAUCUUGCUAUCAUUGGAAACAUUCAUUCUGAUCUAGUGGAAUUACUUAUGACUGCUCGCUUUAUCAAUGUCAAUAUUCGUGAUAUGGAAGGAAUGACCCCUCUUGAUAUUCUGAGGCAACGGCCACAUUCUGUGUCUUCUGAUAUACUGGCCAAACAGUUGAUAUCAGCAGGUGGAAUCUUCAGUUGUCAGGACUACUCAACAAGAAAAGCAAUUGCAUCCCAUUUAAGAAUGCGAAGUAUUGGAGGUAGUCCUGGAACUUCCUUCAGGACCUCUGACAUGGAAAUAUUCCUUUAUACCGGCAUUGAGAAUAUUUCAGAUGCAGGUGGUAGUGUAGGCCUGAGCCCUUGUUCGACCGAGACAAACCACCAUGACUCGAGUCUGGAGACCUCUAGCACAACAAAAAGAAAGAAACUACACACUGUAAGCUAUGCAGCACGAAGGCUAAAACAGCUGCUUCACUGGCCUAAGAUGAAAGACAAAAGGGCAGAUCGAUGCAAAAAAUCAGUGGGUGAACAUUCUAUAUGCCCCUCAGAAGGACCUCCAAUUCCUCUGCGGCAGAGGUUCUCCAGGCCUUCAUCACUUCCGAACAACAAGCGAACUCUUUCGGUAAGGAGUAACCUUCCAAGUCCAUCAGCAAAGAAGAAACUCGCUUCUGGUCUAGUGCAUGGUGUGAUGCAGGGAAUUCCCAGUGUCAAUGUAUCUCGUCGAUCACGGUCAAGUUCAUUUUCGAAAUCGUCAUUCUCCUCGCAUAGCUCUUUGGAUAAACAAAAAGGUAUACAAAUUGAGAAUGAUAUAGCAGGAGCUUCUUGCUCCAGACUGAUCGGUGAUGGUGAUGGAUCACCAAGUGCAGUUCCCAAACUAGGGCCAAUCAAUAAGAAGUUGAUGAACCAGUUGUUAUGUUUUGGUGGCCCAGGACAAUCUGCAAAAGCUCCUACUUCCAGUGGACUACAGCCAUACGAGAUUUAUGAACGUGCUGUUCUGUAAAUGACUUGUAGACAAAGAGGUUAUUGAAUCCUGGUGAUUUUUGUAGAGAACGCAGGGGUGGCCUAAAUGUUUUGGGCGGGCAAUUCUCGUAACUGGAAAUUGGCUCACCAUGACAUGUUUUGCUUUAUAUGUAGAAGAAUUUGGUCGAUGAAGAAGUAGUUUCUCGCUGGUUUUAGGCCCUGAUCCAGGAAAAAAAAUAGUGUACAUUCUUCUGUGCCUUUAAAUGUAUUCUGUUUGUUUUAAGAAGGUAAUGUAAACAUGCUUUGCUUGAUUUGCUGAUUCUGUUCAUAUAAGAGGCUCUGCGUGAAAUUU